This is a messenger RNA of Octopus sinensis (East Asian common octopus), 3745 nucleotides long. RefSeq names its product FK506-binding protein 15. The coding region runs from base 110 to 3631 and encodes 1173 amino acids. Gene Ontology annotation, molecular function: peptidyl-prolyl cis-trans isomerase activity. The record is from RefSeq and is a predicted model, not a curated record. The transcript has 30 exons. NCBI's taxonomy places the organism in Eukaryota, Metazoa, Mollusca, Cephalopoda, Octopoda, Octopodidae.
ACUUCUCUCUAAUAUAUUAUAUAAAACCCCAUCAAAACGUCAGCGAAGUGCUGGUGGGUUUCUUUGCUUUACCUGCUGCUGGGAAUACUUUUUUACAAAAUAUUUACGAAUGUUCUUCGACCAAGAUGAAGACGAGCAAGAUUUUAUGUCCCCCUCGGCAGGAUCUAAGUUGGCUAACUUAUUUAACAUUGAUAAACAGUCGAAUAAGGGCGGAAAUGAAAGCCUCACUUACACAGCCCCUAAACAGCCCAAAAAAGAAAGUCCAUCUACUGCUUCAGAAAGUACUCCUGCAUUGACGAUGGCCUGUGCAGUUCAAGCUUUCAAAUAUGUUGGAAAUGAACAUAAAAGUCAAGGUAAAUUGGGAGCUGCAAUUCUGUCGAAUGAUUCCAAUAAAGAGUAUCGAAUACUUCUUUAUGUCACCAAAGAAAAGCAAGUGACCAAUGUAACAAUUACCAAGUCCUUUACUUUCACUAUGCAACCAAAUAACUAUGCUAUGUUCUAUGAUGCAGCGAAACAAGGUUGGUCAAUUUUGUUCGAAUCUGAACAAGUUGCUCAUAAAUUCGCGAAAGAAAUUGCCAUUGCCAAAUCAAAAUCAUGUGAUGGUGCCUUAGAUACUGUAAUUAUCCAGGAUUUGGUUCAUGGAGAAGGCAAUCCAUUAGAGACUGGUGACUCUGCAGAAGUGAAAUAUACUGGAUGGUUACUUACUAAUAAAAAACUUGGACAGGUGUUUGAUUCCAAUGUCAAUACAGAUAAACAAUUUCGGUUCAAAGUUGGCAAAGGAAAAGUUAUUAAGGGUUGGGACAUAGGUGUUGUUGGGAUGAAGAAAGGUGGGCAUCGUGUUUUGGUCGUACCACCAAACCUUGCGUAUGGUGAAUCAGCCAUGGGUAUCCAAGUACCACCUAAUUCUUCGUUAGUGUUCCAAAUUGAAGUAACUCGGGUAAAAUUAUCUAAAAGUGAAGAGACAUCAGAGCCAAGUGUUGCUUCUGACUCUGUUAUGCAAUCUCCAUCUGAAACUGGGAACUUUGAUUCAGAUGGAGCUCCAACUGAAGAGACUGUUAAAAGCAGAUCUCGAUCUAUUAAUGAACAGUUGGCACAGUCUCCUAAAAGUGAUAAAGCCCGACUAAUAUCUCGAAUGGCACGGAUGGGGCAACCUAUGUUGCCUGUAGCCGGAGUUUCGGUUUCUUUAGCAAGUGGUGACAGUGAAACUGAAGAUACACUGUCUACAACUUCUGAGGCUAAUCUUAUGAGAAAACCUGAUCUGCCCCAAAAACCAAGCCCUGUCUCUUCCAGUCUUCCACAGAGUCAGCCCAAGAUUACUAAUGAUAUUCCUCUUGCUUCAUCCGUCUACUCACAAGCUGCAUCUCACCAAAUGGCUGUUUACCAAAAUCCACUCGCUCAUCAACAGCCGCAACCACAGUUACCUAUGGCAACAGGAAUGUACCAACAGGUGCCUUCUAAUCAACCAUUGGGAGCCUUCCAACCAAACCCUUCUCAACCUGUACAUAAUCAACUCUAUCCUCAACAUUCCUACCCGGUACCUGUCAGUUCUGCCGACAUCCAUGUGCCAGUUAUCCUUUCUGAAUCUAGACAGCAUAGUACUGAAAUGCGUUUAGCUGUGGGUAAAAUAACCGAUAAAGUUGACCAGGUAUUACACAAAUUGGAUCACUCUGCACAAAACAGCUUCCUUAAUCCAGCUCCAUCACUAGAAACAUCUGUUUUAAUGCAGAACAUUCAACGAAUUGUUCAGGAAAAUGAAAGACUCAAGAAAGAGGCUAUGGAAAAAGCAAGUAAAGUGGAGUCUCAAAACCUAAAAAUAUCGGAACUUCUUCAGCAGAAUCAAAAGUUUGUGGAACAGAGUAAUAGUUUACUUGAACAGAGGAAUGACAGCUACAAGGACUCAGCAGAACGAUCGCAAGCUCAAGUCUUGAAACUGGAGAAAGAGAAAGCUAAGAUGGCAUCAGAACUGGGUUCUGCGACCUCUAUGGUGAGUAACCUGCAGCUGGAAGUAUCAGCCAUUCGUAAACAAGAAACUGAGUUAAGACAGAAGUUAAAUUCUACAAUGACAGACAAAAGUGCUACCAAGGAGCAAAUAGAAACCUUAAAUAAACAAGUUGAAGAGAAUCUAGAACAGUUAACAGAGAUGACAAAUUCAUACAAAGAAGAACGUCAGCAACGGAAGACACUCACCAACAAAAUGAAUCAGCUAAAUGAAGAAAUUUCAGACUUGAAGUCAUCUUGCGAAUCUUUAGAAAAGAAUGUCACGGAUCGCAAAAAGAAAGCUCUUGAUGAGAGACGACGACACGAAGAGGAAAUAGAUGAACUAAAGUUACAGUUUGAGACAGAUUUAGAAACCUACCGCAAAAAACUCCGUGCCCAGAAAGCUUCUGCAGUUUCUAGUGAACAGACAUUACAGAUUGAAGAAGAACUAAAGAGAGAAUACGAAGAGAAAGCCAAACUAACUCAACAAUUAGCUGAGGAGAAACAUAAAAGAGCGCUCGAGGCUUUAGCAGAGGAAAAAUCUGGACUUGAACAAAAUCAGAAAGAACUUGAAGAUAAAAUUGCAAACCAAAAAGCUGUUGCAGCUGAGAGAGAAAAUACCUUAACAAAAUUAAAUGAGCAACUUGAACAACUUCUUGGUUGGAAAGAAAAGUAUGAGAAACUUCGUUCACAGGCAUCUUCUAUGAAGACAAAAUAUGAAGAAAGAAUUCAAGAACUUCAAGAGGAAGCUGAACAAUAUCAAGAUCAAAUAAACAAUGCUAAAACAGCCAAUAAUGCAAAUACAGAUGUUUUUACUGAGGUGAAAAAGGUAAUGAAUGGUGUUUAUCAGAGUGCACGGUCUGAACUAAAGGCUGAGGGAAGUUACAAAGGUUCAGAGGUCUUGUCUGUUUUACUUCAUAUUAUUAAGUCAACGACUCUAAAUUUAGUAACUCAACCAGAACCACCUACAGAUAACAUGAACGAAGAGGCUGAUGAAGGAUCUCAAGAGAUGACGGUAGCUGAACAACAAGAUGAGAAUGACAACAAUGUUGAAAUUUCAGAAAGUGAGGAGGACCAAGACCAGGUUCAGACUCCAGAAAACAUUUCAAAUAAGAAAAAAAGUCAAGUAGCUCUUGAGGACACAAGUGAACAGGAUUCUUAUGCAGAUUCUAAUAUUGACAACAAUAACUUGAAGGAUAAUCAAAGAAAAUCCUCUACGGUCGAUAAUGAAAAGAUGAGCAAUGGUGUCAGUAAUCAGGAAUUAACUAAAAAAUCAGAACCGGAUGACAACGAAGAAGUCGAUGUUAACAGCAAUAUUUCAACGGAAAAGCACGAACAAUCAGAUGAAGAGAAAAUGAUUAAAAGUGAUGAUAAAACAGAUCACAUAGAAAGCAACAAGAAACAAGAUGUGAAAAUUGUUGAUGGCCCUUCAGGUUACAAUGAUGGAGUAGCUCCAGUUAUCACACUUACAACGAAUACCAGUGAAGAGUUUUCAACAGAAGACUCCUCCAGUACCACUUCUGCAAACAAGAGGUCCAGCAACUCUAGUUUAAAAACAACAGAUUCUAUGGAAGACAUAAGGCCACAAGGACCUCCUCCUUUAUUCGGCUCUGAUGAUGAUGAUGACGAUUAUAAUCGGGACCUGUUUGAUUAACUUUCUGAUCAUUGUUACAGCAAUACAAUAGUGAUAUCUUUUUAACAUAUAUAUAUAUAUAAAUUUUAUGAUUUGAUAUCUAAUAUUACCAUUAAAGUAUUUCUUAUCAAAGUU